AUUAUCAUGUUGGGAGAGAGAAAUACAGAACAUUCGUAUAAAAAGAGACAUCCAUUAAGCUGUUGGCAUGAAAAAGCUAUGUCAUCAACAAUGAUCUUCUUUCUUCGUACCAUUGUUCUUCUUCUCUUCUCCACUUCAAAAUUUGUCAGCAAUUUUGCUUCUCUUACACCUGACCUUUGUCAUCCGGAUGAGAGAGAUGUUCUUCUCCAGCUCAAGACGGAGUUCAAGAUUCUGAAGCCUAAUGAUGACUGUAUCACUUCUUACCCGAAGACGGAGUCAUGGGGGAACAGCGGCACCGACUAUUGUAACUGGGACGGUGUAACUUGCGAUAUCAAGUCCGGGAUGGUGAUUGUUCUCGACCUUAGUUGCAGCUGUCUUUAUGGUCCCUUCAAAUCCAAUUCUAGUCUUUUCAGACUGAAACAUCUCAGAAGUCUGAACCUUGCCUACAACAACUUCAAUCUGUCUCCAAUCCCAGCUAAGUUCAAUAAUCUCAUCUUGUUAGAAACACUAAACCUCUCAAGUUCUUCACUGAAAGGUCUUAUCCCAAGAGAAAUUCUCCAGCUCACCAAUUUGGUCUCUCUCGAUCUAUCUUUUUGUGAUUCUUUGUCCAUUGAAAACCCACCAUUGUUUCUCCGUCUACUUGCUCAAAACCUGAGGAACCUUAGAGCCUUGGAUAUGAGCUUCGUUAACAUAUCUUCAGAAAUCCCCCACGAGUUUUCAUACAUGCGCUCUCUAAGAUAUCUAAGUCUUAGGAGUUGCUAUCUGGUUGGAGAGUUUCCAAGCAGUGUUUUCCUGAUACCAAACUUACAGUCUAUUAUAUUGUAUUCAAACCUAAACCUGAGAGGCGAACUUCCUGUUUUUCAGAGGAACAGCUCUCUGCAAGUCUUAGGUAUUUCCGUUUCAUCGUUUUCAGGUAUCAUACCUGAGUCCAUCGGCAACCUUAAACAUUUGGUUUCGUUGACCCUUGAAAUAUCCAAUUUCUCUGGGAGGAUUCCAUCUUCACUUGGUGAACUUUCUAAUCUAUCAACUCUCAGUCUUUCCCGCAAUCAUUUCAGAGGUGAAGUACCAUCUUCAAUUGGCAAUCUAAAACAGUUGAUCAGCUUUGAUGUUCCCAGUAAUCAGCUCACUGGAAAAUUUCCAUCUGUACUACUCAACUUAACCAAACUACGUGGUAUAGAUCUCAGUGCCAACCAGUUCACAGGCUUCCUCCCACCUAACAUUGGCCAACUCUCCAAAUUGGAAAGCCUUGUCGCAGAUGAUAAUUAUUUUACAGGAGCAGUUCCUUCAUCCUUGUAUCAAAUCUCUUCAUUGAUCACAAUCUCUUUGGCGAGAAAUCAACUCAGUGAUCUUGUUGACUUAAAUGUUUUCUCUUCUCUCAAACAGCUAGUAAUACUAGAUCUUUCGGGUAUCCCUGUUUCAACAUCAAACAUCACUUCUGAUUCUGAUUUUUCAUCAAAUUUCGGGGAUUUGUCCUUGUCAGGCUGCAACAUCACUGAGUUUCCUGAGUUCAUAAGAAACCAGAGAAAUCUUAAUUCUCUAGACAUGUCCAAAAACAGCAUCAAAGGUCACGUACCAGACUGGUUAUGGAGUCUACAAGAGUUGCACAAUCUGGAUCUUUCUCACAACUCCUUAUCGGGUUUUGAUGGAUCCUUGAAAGCUGUAUCUGGAAGUAAGAUCAGUAUGUUAGAUCUAAGGUCAAAUGAUUUCCAGGGGAAAAUCUUCAUCCCAUCCACAUCUGUAACCUUCUUGCUUGCUUCGAGCAAUAACUUCACUGGAGAGAUACCUCUAUCCUUAUGUAGUGCACAAUUCUCUCCUACCAUCAUUGAUCUAUCAAACAACAACUUCCACGGCUCAAUCCCAAGGUGUUUAGGGGUUGAUAUAAGUUUUCUUGAGGAUCUAAAUCUUCGUAACAAUAGCCUCACCGGAAGUAUUCCUGACAUGUUCAAGCAUGCCUAUGAGCUAAUUUCGUUUGAUGUCAGCCACAACCGACUGGAGGGGAAAAUUCCUUUAUCUCUUACCAAUUGUUCUGCUCUGGAAGUUCUGAAUGUGCAGAGCAACAAAAUCAACGACACAUUUCCGUUCCAGUUGAGUUCCUUGCAGAAGCUACAAGUUCUUGUCCUCCGAUCCAACAAGUUUCAUGGCAUGUUGUAUCAAUCCGGUGGGGCUUGGUUCGGGUUUCCUCAGUUGAAAAUAAUUGAUGCGUCACAUAACGACUUCUUUGGCACCUUACCAUCUGAUUACUUCCUCAACUGGACUGCAGUAUCUUCGAAUGAAGAUAAAGAUACACAAGCGCACUAUAUUGGGGGUUCUCUUGGCUAUGGCUACUACACUUCCCUUGUUUUGAUGAAUAAAGGAGUAUCAAUGGAAAUGGAACGUAUCCUCACAAUCUAUACAGCAAUUGAUUUUUCUGGAAACAGAAUCCAUGGACAAGUCCCUGAGUCCAUCGGUCUGUUGAAGGAACUCCAUGUUCUCAAUCUGUCAAGAAAUGCUUUCACAGGACACAUCCCACCGUCUUUGGCUAACGUCACUGCACUGGAAUCACUGGACCUAUCCCAAAACAAGCUUUCUGGUGAGAUCCCUCCAUCGCUCGGGGACCUCUCUUCUCUUGCGUGGAUAAAUGUUUCACAUAAUCAACUCCAAGGUUCAAUACCACAGGGUACACAGUUCCAGCGACAAAACUGCUCUUCAUACGAGGGAAACCCCGGACUUUAUGGUCCUUCUCUUAAGGAUAUUUGUGGAGAAUCAACACCACCAGAAUCUGAAGUGCCAGUGUCAUCAGAAGAAGAAGAAAAAGAGGAAACUUUGAGUUGGAUGGCAGCAGGGUUAGGCUUUGCACCUGGAGUUGUACUUGGAUUUAGCAUCGGAUACGUAGUGGUCAGAAACAAGAAACGGGGCACUCGUUAGCUCAUAUCUCACUCUCCUAAACGUUAUUCUGUUCUUUAAAGUUAUUAUAUAUUUCUUGUAUUGCAAAACAACAAUAGUGAUAUAUCAAGUUCUAUGUAGUAUAUAUAGAACCUUGUCAAGGCCUCUUGAUCAGAGGACAAGUGCUUGGUUCUUUUUUGUGGGGUUACUAUGUUUAUGUUCCAUGUUUAUUUUGUAUAAAUUCAAUAUGUUUGCAUUUGUCACUGUAAGCAUGUAAUACUAAGUUUGGAUUUUGGGUUAAGUAGUUUCAUAUAAAAUAAUUCCA
Messenger RNA from Raphanus sativus (radish), 3187 nucleotides. Its product is annotated as receptor-like protein 6. The record is from RefSeq and is a predicted model, not a curated record. The coding region runs from base 7 to 2904 and encodes 965 amino acids. NCBI's taxonomy places the organism in Eukaryota, Viridiplantae, Streptophyta, Magnoliopsida, Brassicales, Brassicaceae. Gene Ontology annotation, molecular function: protein binding. The transcript has a single exon.